CAGAACUGGCUGCUGGCGACUCUUACGAUCUGUCGAGAACGAGCUCAAAGAGCGUUACCCUGUCUUCCCGCUACCGCUGGAAAGGACCGCAUAUUGCUCUUGGAAACUGUCAAAAGCGUCUCUACAUCUUCUGCCUCGCCGCGUGCUUUCCCAAACCUUCCUCUCCUCUGUAGAUAGGUAUUACGCAGCCUGAACGACCAAGCCUAUCAACUGGAGGAUCGAGCCGGAUAUCCAUCAUCCAAGGCGAGAGACGGAGGCGGUGAGGCUGGAUAUGUUGUUUGGUGUGCCUCUUGCUGGUGGCGAGGCAUCGGCGGAUGGUAUGAGUGGUCUGGCAUCGUCGUCGCCAAUGCCGAUGGACUAACCGAU
This is a messenger RNA of Guyanagaster necrorhizus, 366 nucleotides long. RefSeq lists its product as uncharacterized. The record is from RefSeq and is a predicted model, not a curated record. The annotation marks the transcript as partial. The transcript is spliced from 3 exons. NCBI's taxonomy places the organism in Eukaryota, Fungi, Basidiomycota, Agaricomycetes, Agaricales, Physalacriaceae.